Molecule: messenger RNA, 3070 nt
Organism: Psammomys obesus (fat sand rat)
Lineage: Eukaryota; Metazoa; Chordata; Mammalia; Rodentia; Muridae
Gene: Htr7
Product: 5-hydroxytryptamine receptor 7
Exons: 4
Coding region: 86-1498 (470 amino acids)
Biological process (GO): vasoconstriction; smooth muscle contraction; G protein-coupled receptor signaling pathway, coupled to cyclic nucleotide second messenger
Cellular component (GO): membrane; dendrite
Molecular function (GO): neurotransmitter receptor activity; G protein-coupled serotonin receptor activity
Source: RefSeq, a predicted model, not a curated record
GGUGAAUCCAGCCCCGGGGCGGGCAGCCGGGCAGCCGGAGCGCUUGGCGGGGGCGCCGGCUCCAUGGGCAGCGGCGCUGGGCACGAUGAUGGACGUUAACAGCAGCGGCCGCCCCGACCUCUACGGCCAUCUCCGCUCGCUCAUCCUGCCGGAGGUGGGGCGCGGGCUGCAGGACCUGAGCCCCGACGGUGGCGUCCGCCCGGUAGUGAGCUCCUGGAUGCCGCACCUGCUGAGCGGCUUCCCGGAGGUGACGGCUAGCCCCGCGCCCACCUGGGACGCGCCCCCGGACAAUGUCUCCGGCUGCUGGGAGCAGAUCAACUAUGGCAGAGUCGAGAAAGUUGUGAUCGGCUCCAUCCUGACGCUCAUCACGCUGCUGACGAUCGCGGGCAACUGCCUGGUGGUGAUCUCGGUGUGCUUCGUCAAGAAGCUCCGCCAGCCCUCCAACUACCUGAUUGUGUCCCUGGCGCUGGCUGACCUCUCGGUGGCCGUGGCGGUCAUGCCUUUCGUUAGUGUCACCGACCUCAUCGGGGGCAAGUGGAUCUUUGGCCACUUCUUCUGCAACGUCUUCAUCGCCAUGGAUGUCAUGUGCUGCACGGCCUCUAUCAUGACCCUGUGCGUGAUCAGCAUCGACAGGUACCUUGGGAUCACGAGGCCCCUCACGUACCCUGUGAGGCAGAAUGGGAAAUGCAUGGCCAAAAUGAUUCUGUCGGUCUGGCUUCUCUCCGCCUCCAUCACCUUACCUCCGCUCUUUGGAUGGGCCCAGAAUGUGAACGAUGACAAAGUGUGCUUGAUCAGCCAGGAUUUUGGCUACACGAUCUACUCCACCGCAGUGGCGUUUUACAUCCCCAUGUCGGUCAUGCUGUUCAUGUACUAUCAGAUUUACAAGGCCGCCAGGAAGAGCGCGGCCAAACACAAGUUCCCGGGUUUCCCGCGCGUGCAGCCCGAGAGCGUCAUCUCCCUGAACGGCGUGGUGAAGCUCCAGAAGGAGGUGGAAGAGUGUGCGAACCUUUCAAGACUGCUCAAACACGAAAGGAAAAACAUCUCCAUCUUCAAGAGGGAACAGAAAGCAGCUACCACCUUGGGGAUCAUCGUGGGUGCCUUCACCGUGUGCUGGCUGCCGUUCUUCCUCCUGUCCACGGCCAGGCCCUUUAUCUGCGGCACCUCGUGCAGCUGCAUCCCGCUGUGGGUGGAGAGGACAUGUCUGUGGCUGGGCUAUGCAAACUCUCUCAUUAACCCUUUCAUCUAUGCCUUCUUCAACCGGGACCUGAGGACCACUUACCGCAGCCUACUCCAGUGUCAGUACCGGAAUAUCAACCGGAAGCUCUCUGCCGCGGGCAUGCACGAGGCCCUGAAACUUGCCGAGAGGCCCGAGAGAGCGGAGUUUGUGCUCAUAACCAGAGCCUCAGGAGUCCAGCAGGCACUCGAGAAUUUUCCUUGGGGUAACGGAAUGAACACAGGGAUAAAAGCUGUGAAUACUGUUGCACUGACAAAACUCUGACAACCGUAGAAAAAAAGUCCAUGAUACAUGACACAGAGUGGAACACUGGAGAUGAAACAAUGCAAAAAAGGUGGAAACAAUGAAGUCAUUGACUGCAAAAUGGAACAUAGCUUCUGUCUUCUUGGCAUAGCUGGAAUGUAACAAGGGAUGAUCUGUUGUACAAAGUGUGUCUUGGGGGAGAUGGCAACCCCUCUCCUUUUUCCCGUGGAUCAGUGAUAUUGUGUUUAAAUGAAAAUAGUUCUCAGUGUCAGCCAGCCAGUCAUCUCAGCGGUAAGCACACUACAGAGCUGGGUUCCGGGAAGGAAGCAGUUCCAGGUGCUUUCCAUAAGUCCACAUCCAUGUGAGUGGGGGAAGAUCCUAACGCACAAUUCCCAUGCUUCCAGUCUAGGCUUUGUGGUAACUCUUCAGGAACCAUUUCAUGAGACAGAGUGCAUUUUGUGGUAUGACAGAAGGGUGUCUUUCCGAGCAAACUGCAGCAAGCAUAGUGUUGAAUGUGUUGCAUGUCCAUGUUAGGAAACCGAAACCAGUCAUCAGCUAACACACGACUCCCCAGAGCAGUGUUUGUUCAAAGCUUCUGUUGAAUACUUUGGCUUUUCUGCAGGGUCCCUGUGGCUUCCCACCAGUGUAUGUCCACUGUUAAACCCCUUAUCAUUAUGGUGUAACUCAGGAACAGAUCUCAGGAUGGAGAGAGGCAGAAAACCUGAAUAAAGCUUUGGCUUGCACGCACACUCCUGAAGGCUCCUGGGAGAGGAGGGUAACCGGAGAAGAGUGGCCGUGCACUGUAUAUUAACAUGAUUCUUGGCAUGUUGUUUACUCUCAUCUUCUACAAGAGCGUGAGGAGGCCACGGGGCUGGUCCAUAACUGUGUAGUAUGAGGAAGGCGUUGCGGUGCUUCUGGAGACAGCCGACACAUGUUCAUCCAACUGGACUGUUUGAAUUGUGUGAAUUGGAGGUCACCUGGACCCCCGUUGUGAACACUCUAGAACACCAUUCUGUUCCAUGUAAAGAAUUUGUCUCCAUGUUCUCUGUAUCUUAAAUUAAAUGUGUGCCUGAUGAAUUCUGUCCUCUAAACUCCCCCUCCCCCAAUAAAAACGGUCGACAUUAAGGACAGGUAAGGAAGCAGAAGGGGUUCCUUUGUGGAUGGUAUCUUUUAAAUGAUACUGUGUAGGAGUCUGGGUGAAGGAGAUGGAAAGUCAUAGACCAUGUCACAAAGGGGGGGCAUGAAUGCAAACUUUUAUUUGAUAAAAGAGAACUGAAAGAGAACACUAUUUUCCUACAAGUAAGAAGACUUCCUCUCAUAGGAUCAAAUGGAGUUCCAACAUGGAUUAUGGACUUCUUGCAGAUGUCCCUGACGUUUAGUGUGAGACACAGGGCAGGGCCCCUUUGCUGUGAAGGGGAGGUAGGCCCUGCCCUUUCAGACAAAAUGUGUACAAAUUUCUGAGCCACAGAUUUGCUAAAGUGACUGUGUAUACUCAGAUUCAUAACUUAAAUAAUGAUUAUGUCAGAUACAUGUUGUUAAAUUUGAAAAUGUUUUAUUACAUUACAUCAAAAUAAAGGUUAUUUGUAGCUGGAA